Theobroma umbraticum is the source of this 3299-nucleotide messenger RNA. RefSeq names its product P-loop containing nucleoside triphosphate hydrolases superfamily protein. Gene Ontology annotation, molecular function: 5'-3' DNA helicase activity; ATP hydrolysis activity. NCBI's taxonomy places the organism in Eukaryota, Viridiplantae, Streptophyta, Magnoliopsida, Malvales, Malvaceae. The record is from RefSeq and is a predicted model, not a curated record.
AUGGAAAAAGCCUCAUGCUUGUUUUGUGGAACCAUUCCUUCAACAACAACAAGAACAUUGGCUUUGAGUGCUCAAAGGAGUAGCUUUUCGAGUUCUUUGCCACUCUCUUUCUCUUCUUCUUCUUCUUCUCCUGUGAAAUCUAUUUGUUUAUUUGUUGGUCAUAAAUAUAAUUACCCUUCAACAAAAUUUCAGUCCAAGCAGCUUGUUUGCAAUGGUAGUAGCAGCAGCAGUCCAAGUAGCAGAAAGUUUACUACUGCUACAAAGAAGAAGCCUAGAAGCAAAAGCAAUGUUGCCAGCAAGCCAAAGAUCAGCGAAAACGAUAACAAUGGUAUUUCUUCGAAGUCUACUUCUAGGCCUAGUAGUAGUUUUAGUAGUACAAAGAUAAUAGUGGAAGAACUGGGGUUGUUGAAGGACCAAAAGCAACAGAAGGUUAAAAAGACUAAGGCUGUAAAUGUUAGAACUUUGUAUCAAAAUGGGGAUCCUUUGGGGAGAAGGGAUCUUGGGAAGAGGGUAGUUAGGUGGAUUAGUGAAGGGAUGAAGGCAAUGGCUUCAGAUUUUGUGACAGCAGAGUUGCAAGGGGAGUUUUUGGAGUUGAGGCAAAGGAUGGGGCCUGGAUUGACUUUUGUGAUCCAGGCACAACCUUAUCUCAAUGCCAUUCCUAUACCUCUUGGACUUGAAGCAAUUUGUUUGAAGGCUUGUACACAUUAUCCAACUUUGUUUGACCAUUUCCAGAGGGAAUUGAGGAAUGUUCUUCAAGAGUUGCAGAAGAACUCUGUGGUUGAAGAUUGGAGAGAGACAGAGUCUUGGACGCUGCUUAAGGAGCUUGCAAAUUCAGCUCAGCAUAGGGCAAUUGCUCGAAAGAUUGAACAGCCAAAGCCUGUUCAAGGUGUUUUGGGAAUGGAUCUGGAGAAGGCUAAGGCCAUGCAGGGUAGGAUUGAUGAGUUCACAAAGCAGAUGUCAGAGCUCCUUCGGAUAGAGAGGGAUGCAGAAUUGGAAUUCACCCAGGAGGAGUUGAAUGCUGUCCCUACACCUGAUGAAGGUUCUGAUUCAUCAAAGCCUAUUGAGUUCUUGGUUAGUCAUGGUCAGGCUCAGCAAGAACUUUGUGACACCAUCUGCAAUUUGAAUGCUGUUAGCACAUCAACAGGAUUAGGUGGAAUGCAUUUGGUGCUAUUGAGGGUUGAAGGUAAUCACCGACUGCCACCUACUACCCUGUCUCCUGGAGAUAUGGUCUGUGUGAGGAUUUGUGACAGCAGGGGAGCAGGUGCUACUUCUUGCAUGCAAGGAUUUGUUGACAACCUUGGGGAGGAUGGUUGUAGCAUCAGUGUGGCUCUGGAGUCUCGUCAUGGUGAUCCCACUUUCUCUAAGUUCUUUGGAAAAAAUGUGCGCAUUGAUCGUAUUCAAGGAUUGGCUGAUGCACUCACAUAUGAGCGCAAUUGUGAAGCCUUGAUGCUGCUUCAGAAGAACGGUUUACAAAAGAAAAACCCUUCAAUUGCUGUUGUGGCAACACUGUUUGGAGACACAGAAGAUGUGACAUGGUUGGAGAAGAAUAGUUUUGCAGACUGGAAUGAAGCAAAGCUGGAUGGAUUGUUACAGAAUGGAAUAUUUGAUGAUUCCCAGCAAAGAGCAAUUGCCUUAGGUUUAAACAAGAAGCGACCCAUUUUGGUUGUCCAAGGACCUCCUGGCACUGGAAAGACAGGUUUGCUUAAGGAAGUUAUAGCACUUGCUGUCCAGCAAGGUGAAAGGGUGCUAGUAACAGCGCCUACUAAUGCAGCUGUUGACAACAUGGUUGAGAAACUUUCUAAUACUGGAUUGAACAUAGUACGGGUUGGAAAUCCAGCACGUAUUUCUUCAGCUGUAGCUUCAAAGUCUUUGGUUGAGAUUGUAAAUUCUAAGCUUGCAGAUUACCUAGCUGAGUUUGAAAGGAAGAAGUCAGAUCUAAGAAAAGACCUUCGACAUUGUUUAAAGGAUGAUUCUUUAGCUGCUGGCAUCCGCCAACUUUUAAAGCAGCUUGGCAAGGCACUAAAGAAGAAGGAGAAGGAGACUGUGAGGGAAGUACUGUCAAGUGCACAGGUGGUGCUUUCUACCAACACUGGAGCAGCUGAUCCACUGAUCCGAAGGAUGGAUACUUUUGACUUGGUUGUAAUCGAUGAAGCUGGGCAGGCAAUUGAACCCUCUUGUUGGAUCCCAAUAUUUCAGGGGAAACGUUGUAUACUUGCUGGUGAUCAAUGCCAACUUGCUCCAGUAAUUUUGUCUAGAAAAGCUUUAGAUGGUGGCCUUGGAGUAUCUUUACUGGAGAGAGCUGCAACUAUGCACGAAGGUGUUCUUGCUACCAUGUUAACAAGUCAGUACCGAAUGAAUGAUGCAAUAGCCAGUUGGGCUUCGAAGGAGAUGUAUGAUGGAGAACUGAAAUCCUCUCCUUCUGUCGGAUCUCAUCUUCUUGUUGAUUCUCCAUUUGUCAAGCCUACAUGGAUAACACAAUGUCCAUUGUUGUUACUUGAUACAAGAAUGCCAUAUGGAAGUUUGUCAGUUGGCUGUGAAGAGCAUUUAGAUCCAGUGGGCACAGGAUCAUUUUACAAUGAAGGGGAAGCAGAUAUUGUUGUUCAACAUGUCUUUUAUCUGAUCUAUGCAGGUGUCAGCCCAACAGCUAUUGCUGUCCAAUCACCUUAUGUUGCUCAGGUACAGCUCCUAAGGGACAGGCUUGAUGAGCUUCCUGAGGCUGCAGGUGUUGAGGUUGCAACAAUUGAUAGCUUUCAGGGGCGAGAGGCUGAUGCAGUAAUUAUAUCAAUGGUACGGUCAAACACAUUAGGAGCUGUCGGAUUCCUGGGAGAUAGUAGGCGAAUGAAUGUUGCCAUAACAAGGGCACGUAAACAUGUGGCGGUUGUGUGUGAUAGCUCAACAAUUUGCCACAACACUUUCCUGGCCAGGCUGCUGCGCCAUAUCCGCUAUUUUGGUAGAGUGAAGCAUGCUGAACCUGGUACUUCUGGAGGAUCCGGACUUGGCAUGGAUCCAAUGCUGCCAUCCAUUAGCUAAUAUGACACGAACAGGUCAAGUGCCAAUCUUUAAACUUCUUCCGGAUGAUGAUUAUAUGGGAAUUCAAUCUGUAUCUUAGAUGCUUGGAAUCAUUUCUUCCCGGCAUCUGCUUCUGCAUUGAUUUAUGUGCAGGUGAUUAUUUUUGUGAACAGAAAAACUGCAGACCGAUGAUUUAGUUCUAUAUGGAACUACACAUGUGAUGAACCCUAAUUUGUAUACAUUUCAAAGGGCAAAAAAUAUUAAUGAAAAGGAAAACUAAAAAAAAAAAA